CGCCGGGGUGCUGGGCCCUAGCUGAGGCCGGGGGAGGGCUUGGCGGCCGACCGUCCGCGGCAUGCACGCUGCCGGCGCCCCGCGCACGCCGCCCGGGCUGGGGCUGUGAGGGCCGCGGGUCCGGACUGAAGUUGCGGCGUCUGGCCGGGCGCUCCGCCGGCUUCCAUGGAGCUGGAGGGGCAAUGGUGGCGAGGACAGCUGGCUGCGGAUAUUCACCAGGCGCUUCGGUACAAGGAGCUGAAGCUGCCUUCUUACAAGGGCCAGUCCCCUCAGCUGAGUCUUAGGCGGUAUUUUGCUGAUUUGAUUGCCAUUGUGAGCAAUCGCUUCACACUCUGCCCUUCCGCCCGACAUCUUGCUGUCUAUUUGCUGGACCUGUUCAUGGAUCGAUAUGACAUCUCCAUUCAGCAGCUGCAUCUAGUUGCACUUUCCUGUCUGCUUCUAGCAAGUAAAUUUGAAGAAAAAGAAGACAGUGUGCCUAAGCUGGAGCAGCUCAAUAGCCUGGGCUGCAUGACCAACAUGAAUCUAGUGCUAACGAAGCAGAACCUGCUGCACAUGGAGCUGUUGCUGCUGGAGACCUUUCAGUGGAACCUCUGCCUUCCCACGGCCGCGCACUUCAUUGAGUAUUACCUCUCGGAAGCAGUCCAUGAGACAGAUCUUCAUGACGGCUGGCCAAUGGUUUGCUUGGAAAAGACUAAACUCUACAUGGCCAAAUAUGCAGAUUACUUUCUGGAAGUGUCUCUGCAAGAUUAUGCCUUUCUAAAUUAUGCACCUUCUUUAGUAGCUGCUGCAUGUGUGGCUUCCUCGAGGAUUAUCCUUCGUCUUUCUCCAACAUGGCCCACGAGACUGCAUCGUCUUACCGCUUACUCCUGGGAUUUCUUAGUACAGUGUAUUGAACGGCUAUUGGUUGCUCAUGAUAAUGAUGUGAAAGAAGCAAACAAACAGAGGGGACAGUCAGCUCCUCAGUCAGCGCAGCUGGGUGUGUUCCAGGCAGCACAGCCCUCACGGCCUGUUCACUUCCAGCAGCCUCAGUAUCUUCAUCAGACCUCCACGCAGUAUCGACAUCCUGUGUCAGAACAGCCAAGCCGUCAGCAGAUCGUGUCUACCACACACACCUCAUCGUAUACGCUACAGACUUGUCCUGCUGGCUUCCAAACUAGUGUUCAGGGCCUUGGGCACAUGCAGACUGGUGUUGGGAUGUCCCUGGCAAUACCAGUAGAAGUUAAACCCUGUCUCAGUGUUUCUUAUAACCGGAGUUACCAGAUAAAUGAACAUUUUCCAUGUAUUACCCCAUGCUUUGAGAGGUGAUGACAUACAUAUGCAGGUCAUAAGUGACUCAGACUAUUCUGAGACGGAUAGCUCUGGGGCAAGUCCUCUUCAGAAGCAAAGGAAUACAACUAGUAUCACAACACAACAGGCACCAGCACCAGAAGACUGAAUAUCCCUUUCAGUACCACGGAUACCUAGGAGGACUCAGCAGAUUUUGACUUGUGUCAAAUCCCUAUGUGAAAGAAAUGUCCCAGCUCUUGACUGAUGGUCCAAAUAUUUCAAAAUGCUCAAUCCAGCAGAAAAAUUGCCAUUCUAAGAUUUGACCUGUGGUGGACUCUGGGCCUUAUGCUGGCAUAUAUGUCAAAGACUUAGUAUUUAUCUGUGGACUUGCCAAACCAUCUUUUAUGAAGGAAAGUUACAGUAUUAAUUUUUGAAAAAUUGUUUUAAUUCUUGCAGCUCAGAGGUUUUUUUUGUUUGGUUGGUUGGUUUUCUUGACCUGCUGGUGGGUUUCUAAAUUCAAACUCACCAGUUGCUAAGUGUACUAAUCUGUGCAGUUAAAAAAAAAAAAAAUCCAGAUGAGUUUAUAUGACUUCCUAUCAUAAAUAUAGAAAUCUGGAUUUGUAUACUAAAAUGAGGGGCGAAGCAGAUACAUAUCUUGAAAUCAUGAUCGUAAUUUUUGUUUUGCUCUGCUCGUAUUUUCCCCUAAGUGGUCAGUCCCUACUGUUCAGGAUUAAGCACAUUUUAACUCAGGGAACUUGUAGUACUUGGAAACACUUAGCUGUAACCAACAUGCCUUGGACAUGAACGACCUUUGUAACAUAGGCUACAACGCUCCUGCUGGGAUGAGUCUAAGGUAGCGCAGGAAGAAUGAAUGGGUCCUGUGAUGCCUGUGCGUGGACGGGUUGUGCAUCAGCCAGUGCCAUCAGGGUUUAUGCUCAGAAUUACUGCUCUUCAGAACAGCUUUCAGGAGAAGGCAUUCUGUAAGAUAUUAGUGCUAGAGUAGAGUCGGUAGGAUUGUUCUGGAGCUGAGAGUGGCCAGGGUGGUACUCAGGUUGGGCCAACAGCACUUUGUUAUGGGCAGGGUGGUUCUAUAAGCAACCUUGGAAUCCAGCAAGUCAAGCUAAGCAAGCAGGGGUACCGACUCCAAAAUUUCAGUAGCCAUCUUCAUUAGAUUGGCUGUGCAACAGCCCUGGGACAAUUCAUUUUAUUGGUAGUGAGUGAAAACAGCAAUAAUAGUCAUAGCAAGGACAACCUGGCCAUAAAAUACUGGCAGGAGGUAGGGGAUAAACUUUAAAAAAAUAACUGAUAAACUCUACACAUUGUACUCUUAUCAUGGAAGAGGUGGAGGGAAACCGUAGCUUAAAGUUAGUAAGGUGUGUCUGUUUUUAUGAGCUAGCACUUGGAGAGAAGGGAAACUGGCUGCUGUGAGAGCACAGUGUGCAUUGACGAGGUCACCAUGAAGACGUGGGUGUGCAGCAGGAGUCUGGGGAAUCAGCCAGUGGCCUUUGUUUCGAAGGGAAGGGCUCCACAGCAUGAUGGAGGCAGCCUCGGUGGGUGGGUGCCAGCGGGGAUUCUUUAGAGAAAUGUUCUUUCCUUAAAAGGAAGCUAACUUUUAUAUUUAGGAUACAUAAGGCAUGGUGUGGACUUACUAGUCUGGUGAUGAAAACCACUCAGGUAGGAACACUCAUGGCAGUUUUCAAGCACGGGGACUGUUCUAUGAACGUAUCACUUUUCCUCUUUAAAAAGGCUGCUAAUUGGAUUUUAUAAUUCUUACCUUAAGAAAACUUGAAUUAUUAGGAGGAAGUAGGUUCAAAAGAUGAUAAUGUGUUUUCACAUUCACAGAUAGAGCCCAGAAACAUGGAGUCCAGUUUUCAGUAUUGUAACUACCUCAGUAAUGCUAUGAAUGUAAGAGAUUGGGAUAGAAAUCCUAACUUGAAACAACAGCCAGUGCCUGUGGUAACUUAAUGUCUUGUCAAAUGCUUUUAUUGAUUGGUUAUAUGUCAUUCUUGUUGUCCAAGAAUAUUUGUCUUUUUUAAAAGCUUAUUAACACUUUUUCCAGUUUAUAUUUAAAAAGCUAAAGAACACUGGAUUAAUCCUUUUGUGGGGUAGAGUCAAGUAAUUAAUGACUAUUGCUGCAUACCUGGAUGGGGAGGCUGGAGAAUCAUGACUAUUUUUAAAAACAAUAGGAUUCAAUAUAAAUGCAACUCAACAACAGUUAGCUUGGGGGGGAGGGGCUGUGCGGGUUUUGUUUUAAUUUAUUAAUUAGUUUUAAAAGUUUUUUCUGUUUUGAGAUUACUGGACCAUCAUUAAGUGUGUACUGUGAAAAGAUUAAUCAUGUGUAAAGGACUUAACCAGAGUCCAUUAAAUAAACACUAUUCAAGUACAAAAUACAAACCAAAAUAUCUGUGCUAUGACUAACUACAAACUGAGUAUGGUGCUCAGUCUACACAGCAGGACCACAUGAGUGCUAUGCACUUGAUUUUAAAAUAAAAGUAGU
Psammomys obesus (fat sand rat) is the source of this 3763-nucleotide messenger RNA. It is a transcript of the gene Ccnj, whose product is annotated as cyclin J. The transcript has 6 exons. Lineage: Eukaryota; Metazoa; Chordata; Mammalia; Rodentia; Muridae. The coding region runs from base 166 to 1305 and encodes 379 amino acids. The record is from RefSeq and is a predicted model, not a curated record. Gene Ontology annotation, cellular component: cytoplasm; cyclin-dependent protein kinase holoenzyme complex; nucleus. Gene Ontology annotation, biological process: regulation of cyclin-dependent protein serine/threonine kinase activity; mitotic cell cycle phase transition. Gene Ontology annotation, molecular function: cyclin-dependent protein serine/threonine kinase regulator activity.